Molecule: messenger RNA, 3580 nt
Organism: Physcomitrium patens
Lineage: Eukaryota; Viridiplantae; Streptophyta; Bryopsida; Funariales; Funariaceae
Source: RefSeq, a predicted model, not a curated record
UGGAUUCGUCUCGGCGCCGCUCAACCUGGACUUUCGUUUCUGAGUGAUCCGCGGGCUCAGACACGCCGUGGGCAUAUGAAUAUCUAUGCUCUGUCGCAAGCUCGGGGUAAAAUAGUCUGCUGGUGAUUUGUGGGUGUCAGUGGGGAGUGGGUGUCAGGCAGCCAGAGAGCAAGCGUGGGAUCUGCUCAACGAGUUUUACUCUCGAGGGUUGAACUUGAUGAUCGCCACUGAGCACUGCGCGGCUAACAUGCUUGCUGUACAGGCGGCUGCGUCCUUUCAGCUGCGGUGAUCAGCUGGCUGUAAUGUGCUGAUUCCGCAAGGGGGUGAGAGGGAUAGAGAAUGGAACUCCUCGGAUUUCGUAUGGUGGUGGAGAGUGGGGAAAGGCUGUUAUGGAUCAGCUUGAAGAAAGAGCAGGUGAAGUUGGUGUGCUGGUUCGCUUCUCAUGGACAUGACGCUCAUCGCCUACUGCAGGGAAUUUCAGUGUGCGAGGUUGGCUGCGAAAGUAGAAAGAGGCAGUAGGAAGAAUAGUUUACAUCCGAGGGAAGUUAGAGAGGCGUUGGAGGAGAAUCGUGAAGAAGAAUCGGCUGAAGAGGUAUGGCGAGAAGAGAAGCUUCUGAGUAUGCCAAGGGUACUGUAGUGCAACUUGUUGCCGGAGAUGCCCACACUGUUGCUCUCACAGCCACGGGAGAUGUGUAUUCAUGGGGGCGAGGCCUAUUUGGGCGAUCGGGUGUCUUCCAAGACGAGCUUAUACCUACCCUUGUUGCCGUUGGGACGAACCUUGACAAUGAAAACAGUCCUGGGGGCUCGCACUCAAUCGGGAGAGAGGACAACUCCCACGCCCAUUACGUGCUUGGCAAAGAUGGCGUCUAUCGGCCACCUAAAGUUACGCAGGUCGCAGCUGGGGCUUACCACAACCUCGCAUUGACUGCGGACGGCGUGGUGUGGUCCUGGGGUUACAAUGCCUGCGGUCAGCUUGGUCGUGACAAGGCUACAUCGCAGCCCUCACCAAUUUCCUUCACUCACAGAACCUCCGGCGAUGAGGUUCGCCGAAGUGGGGUUGUGCGCCACGAGGGAGCAACUUCCGACUGGGAGAGCAUACAGCCAAAGAUCAUCCUCGUGGAAGCUGGUGGCAUGAUGUCUUGCGCUGUAGACAUAGACGGUGCGCUUUGGCUCUGGGGUGCUGUGUCCAACCCUUCGGACUAUUCUGACAACCACAGCAGCAGAGAUAUGAGCUACCGUGCCAUAAACAUAGAGAGCCCUGAGAGGGUAAGAGGACUUUCGGGGCUCAGGGUUUAUCGAGUCGCUUUGGGGAAUGAACACAUAGUCGCUCUUGUGGAAGGAAGAGAUGAGAUUGAUCUCGACUGUUAUGCCUGGGGUAACAACCAAUUUGGUCAGCUAGGACUUGGAGAUUUCAGAGACAGGCCAUACCCUCAGGUUGUGAAAUAUCUCGCCGCAUCCGUCGUGGGUUCUAUAGUUGACCUUGCUUGCGGCGCAUUUCACACUGCGAUUCUUGCUGUGAAGGAUGACAAUCCUACGGAUCUUAUAUUGGAACCGAACUCCCCGAGAAGUAGACGUAACAAGCAAGGCUGGGACGUCAUCCAAGAUUCCCCCACUCCCAGGCAUAGUUUCUUCAGGACUCAUCAAUCGAUGGUCGACCAGUUGGAACACAAUCGAAACUCUCCAAACGUGCGCACGAGGCAAGACAGUGUGACGAGUUCCUCCCUCAGGUCGACCGCUUGGGGCUCGUCGCGCGUAUCUUCCAGCCGUAAUCUCACACAGUGUGCCAGCACCAGAUCGAAAGAGAGCUUUUGCUUAGAGGGUCGAUUGUCCGUUUGUUGGACAUUUGGCCAGGGAGAGAAUGGACAAUUAGGUCAAGGCACUACGGUAAAUCAAUCCUACCCUGCUCCUGUUGAAGGCCUUCCGAACGAGCGGCUUCGGACGGUUGCCUGUGGACUCUUUCACACAGCUGUGGUUACUGAAAUAGGUGACGUUUGGGUGUGGGGAAUGGAGGGAGGAUUAGGCCUCUGCGCUGGAAUUGGACCCCCUGGUUCAAGAAGCGGCGAUGCUCUCUCUCCUGUGCGCGUGUUCGGGGAUAGCUCGGCAAACUGUCAUCCUGUCACGGGAUCCAAAGGCAUUACGUGCGGGGCAGCACACACGGUCACCAUGUCUGAUGGCGGUAGGGAUAUCUGGGCGUGGGAACGAGGUCAGCGUGGAGUUCUAGGUUCAGGACAUACCUCCGACAGCUGGUUUCCGUGUCCAGUGGUGUGGCCUCCGGAGACUCCAGUAGUCCACUGGACAGCUGGGUCGCAAGGACCCAAUCACUCGGAUGCUUUGUAUCCCAUGGGCUUUGAUUGUCGAAGAUUAAGCCGAGCUUCAACCCGGACCUCCUCCAGAGACACUGGACACUUCGAGAAAUGCCCUCCUCAAGCAGCAGACUCAGACAGCAGAAAGCUAUCCGGAGUCCAAUCACAUGACAAUUCUUCUCGGUCGGGAAAAAUCAAAGCGCUUCAAAAGGAGUUGGCUGAAGCGCGACGUCAUGCUGAGAGCCUCCACGCAGCCAUUUACGGGGAGGUGGAAGGUGUUGUUCAGGAAGACGCAUUCCACGACUGGGAGCGCCGCAUGGAGGCUGCAUCUGCCGACGAUCUGGCAAACUUGGAUCAUUACUACAGAAGCAUGGGGGUUCGAUUGAAGCAAAUUUCCUUCCAAAGGAAAAUGGAUGAGUGGUGUUGCCGCUGCAUGACGGCGAUGAAUUCCCCUGGUGCUCCCGCCGGUUCUCAAUCCACACGGGAGUCAUAUUCAGCGGCAAACACUCCCUUCAGGGAUGGACCUGGGGAGUUGGCCAUGAACAAGAUCGGCCUCUAAACCGAUGCAGGAGAGAUGCUACUUCCACCGGCAGCUUCCAUCGCUGAGCUUCGCAUGUUGUCUCGGCGUCCAAGAUACUAAGAAGAGCGGUCUUCAUGAACUGUCCCUCAGUGUGUCGCUGCGUGUCUACAGGAAUUUUUCACCACGACACUCGGUCCCGUAUGUGGCGGUUUUGGCCACACAUUCAUCGAGAACUCGGCGGUGACCUGAUCCUUGUAGAUAUCCCCCGCCACCUCCACAUGUACGAUCAUUUACAAGACAAAUCCUUCCACCAUUUUGCUUGCUCGAUGGAAUCUGAGCCCGUAGCAUCUCUUCCCAGAUGUCUCACAAUAAUCAGCACCAAGCCGCCGAAUGUACCCAACCUGUAGCAUUUGUGUCGGUGAGCCGACAUGGAUCUGAUCGAUAACUGUAACCACUCAAACAUCACCGACACAGCGUUACUCUUGAAUCUCCUACGGAAGAGCAGUUGUAAGGUCGGCAUGGGUAGAAUCCAACAUGGUAUGAGGAUCCAACUCGGAGUGUAAUUCUAGUAUGCAAUUCAGGAAGCUAAGUGAGCUAGCUGUCGGUAUCUGUUUGGGAACUUUUUCGACGAGUAUGACCUGGAAAAAGAAGUAUAUGAAAAACAUUGUUGUAAGUUGUGGGUCCAGUAGGGUCACAAUCAUGUUCCGUCUGAAUGAUUGAAUUGCAUAAGUGAACGAGAUGGUGAAUUGAUGCUGCA